Molecule: messenger RNA, 213 nt
Organism: Puccinia graminis f. sp. tritici CRL 75-36-700-3
Lineage: Eukaryota; Fungi; Basidiomycota; Pucciniomycetes; Pucciniales; Pucciniaceae
Exons: 2
Coding region: 1-213 (70 amino acids)
Source: RefSeq, a predicted model, not a curated record
AUGCACCGAGGUGGAGGAGAAAUCUCUCAUCGGCACCUAGUGACUGCUUCCGUGCUGGCCCAUGCUAAAUGUGUUCCGAGUGAGACGAGCCGGGCAGUCAACACUGUUAACGUCUUCUCUUCCCCCUUGCCCAAUUCGAAAGCACCGUCCCAUUCCACCAACAUUGAUACGCCGAUACUCUCAAGCGCCCAAGUAGAGUAUCCGUGGAAUUAA